Molecule: messenger RNA, 1929 nt
Organism: Ambispora leptoticha
Lineage: Eukaryota; Fungi; Glomeromycota; Glomeromycetes; Archaeosporales; Ambisporaceae
Source: the annotation of a GenBank genome assembly
AUGAAAUUUGGAAAAUAUCUUGAAGAACGAAAAACACAGCUUCCCCUAAACUGGGAUAACCAAUGUAUUAAUUACAGAACUCUAAAACUUUUUAUCAAGCACAAUAUUGCGUUGUAUACAUUGAAUUUAAACACUUUUCCAUCACGAAUACCGGAUGAUGAACGAAGAAAUAUAAAAAUUCCUGAAAACGAACAAGUAUUCACGUGGAAGCCAAUUAAUUCUGAACAACCUAGUUUCUCUCAAUUGAUCUCUACACGUUUGGCAUCACUACAAGUGAAGAUCACGGAAUUUUUGGAGUUACUUGACGCCGAAAUACAAAAAGUCUCGGAUUUUUAUGAUGAUCAAUCCUCAAAGAUCCUCGAUGCAUAUCAACAACAAAAUAUUAAAGAAAAUACCCCCGAGGAUUUACUUCAAUCAAUUAUUAAAUUGGAAAAAUUUAUUUUUCUCAAUUAUACUGGACUAACGAAAAUAUUAAAAAAGCAUGACAAACAUUCUGGCCUUAAUAUUAGUGCAGCUUAUCUGUCUCGAGUAUCCUCGCUUCCAUUUUCCAAAUCUAAUCAACUCUCCUCUUUGAAGAAAAAAUUAAUGGAUCAAUUGCUUGUGACAAUUGGUGGAAAAUCAUUAACAAACCAUACCCAGCCUUCGAUCUCGAUACAAAAUAAUGUUUCUACGACGAAUAAUGAAUUAUUUCCACCGGCAUCUUUGCUCCCGAAUCAAAAAGUGCUAAUUUCUUUGACGGGACCACAUGGGACUGAUAUUAUUGGUUGUGUGUUAGAAUGUGUCGCUGCACAUGAUUGUGAAAUUGAAGAUUUUAUGUUCUCUCGUCUGUACCACAAUGCCACUUUCGGAGUCCUCAUCGCCCUGAGAUCCAAUAGCGUUGAACUAUUUCGUGAUCUCGCGCAAGGUGCACGAAAAUGGGAUGGUACUUUAGCCUUCGAUGUUCACAAUGUUGAAAAGCCAUUAUCUAACUCUAUCGAAGAUGCUCCUUACGAUAAUCGUAUUAAAUACGCGGCAACGGUCCUAAAUCAAAACGGACUUACUGCUGAAUUUUUGGACGAAUGGACCAAAAUCCUGCUAGAUGCUAAGAUAUCGGUAGAAAAAAUGCAGAGAUUGAAUGAAGGAAAAAUUUCUUGUGUCGAUUAUAAACUUUCUGUGCCGUUGGGAACAAAUUUCGAAAAACUUCGAGAGCAAUUAUUCCAGUUCAGCAAAGGUCAUGGAACUGAUGUUGCUCUUCAACCUUAUGAUGUGUUCAGAAGACAUAAAAGAUUGGUGGUAUUUGAUAUGGAUUCCACUCUAAUUCAGCAAGAGGUUAUUGAUGAGAUUGCAAGAAUAGCGGGUGUUGUCGGUGAAGUAGCGAAAAUAACAGAAGCGGCUAUGAAUGGAGAAAUUGACUUUAAGGAAUCACUUCGGCGUCGCGUAAAACUAUUAAAAGGCACUUCAGUCAAUGUUUUCCAAAUCGUCAAAGAAAAUCUUACAUUUACUGAAGGAGCACAUUUUCUUUGCCGAGCAUUGAAAAAGAUUGGAUUUAAACUCGCGGUUAUCUCUGGCGGUUUCACCCCGCUUGCUCAAUAUGUAAAACAUGAAUUGGGAUUGGAUUACGCAUUUGCUAAUCAGCUUAAAGUAUCAUCUGAUGGGCUUACUCUCACUGGUGAAACAGUUGGCCCAGUUGUUGACGGAGAAAGAAAGGCUGAGCUUUUAGAAGUCAUCGCACAGGCGGAAAGUGUAACGCUCGAUCAAGUAAUUGCGAUUGGAGAUGGUGCAAAUGAUUUAUGGAUGCUGGGAAAAGCUGGUCUAGGGAUCGCAUUCAACGCUAAACCGCGGGUCCAAGAAAAGGCACGAGCAAGGAUCAAUCAACACAGUUUAAAAUAUGUUUUAUAUCUUUUGGGAUAUACCGAUGAAGAAUGUAGACAAUUAUAUUCAAGCACAUGA